Daldinia caldariorum is the source of this 1557-nucleotide messenger RNA. Its product is annotated as DnaJ-domain-containing protein. Gene Ontology annotation, molecular function: Hsp70 protein binding. Gene Ontology annotation, biological process: protein refolding. The transcript has 3 exons. The record is from RefSeq and is a predicted model, not a curated record. NCBI's taxonomy places the organism in Eukaryota, Fungi, Ascomycota, Sordariomycetes, Xylariales, Hypoxylaceae. Bases 135 to 1382 code for a protein of 415 amino acids. Gene Ontology annotation, cellular component: cytoplasm.
ACCGCCUAUACUUAAUAUUCUUUCCAGUUAGCUUCCAUAUACCAUACCUUCUUUUCUCCGAGAUCUUGCAUACCUAAACAAGGCCUUUGCAAGCCUACCACCACCACCAUCACCAUCACCACUUGCUUGGAAUCAUGUUAUUCCAUUGGGCAACCCUAGCAUUGCUUUUUAUUCUUGUCCAAGUCGCCUUUUGCGCCGAAGACUUUUAUAAAGUUCUUGGGGUAAACCGACAAGCGACAGAUAAGCAGAUCAAAACAGCAUAUCGACAACUAAGUAAAAAAUACCACCCGGACAAGAACCCAGGUGACCCAACAGCGAAAGACAAAUUCGUCGAGGUCUCCGAGGCCUACGAGGCUCUGAUCGACCCGGAGUCCCGAAAGAUCUACGACCAGUAUGGCCACGAGGGCCUGAAGCAGCGUAGCCAGGGGGGCGGACACCACCAUGAUCCGUUCGACUUGUUCAGCCGCUUCUUCGGCGGGGGUGGUCAUUACCAGAGGGGACAGCCGCGCGGGCACGACAUCGAGAUCAAGGUCGGCAUCUCCCUGCGCGACUUCUACAACGGUCGAGACACGGAGUUCCAGUGGGAGAAGCAGCAGAUAUGCGAGGAGUGCGACGGCACGGGGUCGCAGGACGGCGUUGUAGACACGUGUCAUCACUGCGGCGGCCACGGUGUGCGCAUUAUUAAGCAUCAGCUGGCGCCAGGAAUGUUCCAGCAGAUCCAGACCACCUGCGACGCGUGCGGCGGUCGGGGCAAGACGAUCAAGCACAAGUGCCCGGUAUGCGGCGGCAACAGGGUUGUCCGCAAGCCAACUACUGUCUCGCUAAAGAUUGAGCGGGGCGUGGCCCGAGACGCCAAGAUUGUCUACGAAAACGAGGCCGACGCGAGCCCUGAUUGGAUCGCCGGGGACCUCGUUGUGACCCUCACCGAAAAGGAGCCCGAUUUCGAGAACGAUAACCCUGAUCACGUGGACGGUGCUUUCUUCCGCCGCAAAGGCAACGAUCUGUUCUGGCGAGAGGCGCUAUCUCUUCGGGAAGCCUGGAUGGGCGACUGGACCCGCAAUCUUACGCAUCUAGACGGCCACGUCGUGAAAUUAAGCCGGAAGCGCGGCGAGGUUGUGCAGCCGGGUCAUGUUGAGACUAUAGAAGGGGAAGGCAUGCCGAUAUGGCACGAGGACGGUGACUCAGUGUAUCAUCAGACCCAAUUCGGCAAGCUAUAUGUCGAGUACGUGGUAAUACUGCCGGACCAGAUGGAGUCCGGGAUGGAAAAGGAUUUCUGGUCGGUGUUCCAGAAAUGGAGAGGUAAGGUCGGGGUGGACUUACAGAAGGAUAGCGGGAGACCGGAAGGCGCCGUGCCUAUAAAAGAAGAGAAAGAUGAGCUAUGAUGAAUGAUACCUGCCUAUAUAAUUGAUAGAGAGGGUGAGAGAUAUGAAAAUAAAAUGUACGAACAAUGUUGCAUAUAAUUAGCUGUGUUAGGUACCCCUAAUGUAUAAGGUGGUAUAUAUAAUAUGAGACGACGCUAGAGAAACAUGCUCAGAACAAGCUUAUAACUUCUACGAC